UGGAGGAUAUCUCGUGCGGUUACUAUGGGACACGAGGAUCUGGUAAAAUGUACUGUUCUCCGUUCGCAACAAUUUCUUUCAGAAGAUGGCUAAGAUGAUGGACAGGUUGCAAGCUGUGACCACACAUUUCGCUCCUCAGUUACGCCGCCUCGCAGCCGCUGAUCACAUCGUCAAGACAGCUGGUGUUGCUGGUUACGCACAAGCAGUUCUCGUCCCCGAACUGGCUGUUCGAUUCGUCAAGGAAGACAUGAACGUCGACGACGACCAAACCGCUCGACAAAUCCUACGUGAUAGCAUCAGUAUUGGCGAGAAGUUGAACGCGCAAUUAAACGAUGUCGUGCCGGUCCCUGAACUGGAUGAGGAUAAGGAGAAAGCAACCGCCUGAAAAGCAUUGAUUGUUGUUGUUGAGCAUAUAUACCCCAUUUUACGUUAUUUCCGUGGUCCAUCUGUUUGAUAUCUACACUGGGAGGAUUCUUUCUGUUUUGUAUCCGGCGGACCUGCUUUUAAUCAAGUAUAUAUAGUUGCAUUCGAAUCCCAGGGUAUCUACAGCCAAUUGAACAGAUAGAGAAAAAUUAAAGGAAUUGAAGCAAUC
Molecule: messenger RNA, 592 nt
Organism: Aspergillus ruber CBS 135680
Lineage: Eukaryota; Fungi; Ascomycota; Eurotiomycetes; Eurotiales; Aspergillaceae
Product: RTC4 family protein
Exons: 1
Coding region: 86-385 (99 amino acids)
Source: RefSeq, a predicted model, not a curated record